AUGACACGAGGAUGCGCUAUAAAGCUGGGCAAGGGUUACUCACCGUUCUCUUGCUGCAACGUCAGGGGCACGCCCCGCUUCCCGUUUGCCUCACUUCCUGUUUGCUUCACUUCCUGUUUAUCAUUGCUAACAGGCCUCGCUCUCGGUAGUCACGUGAUUGUUGAGCAUGCCGAAGCAGGGAUCGAAACACUGUCUCGGACCACUUCCGCUUCAAACGCUCGGCACUGUGUCGAGCAAAGUGGCUCGAGCGUAACAUCACUAAUUGUUUGCCCUUUCUUUAAGGCUGUGUUCAUUUCUAGUGGUUAUAGAGGCUGUUUAUUUUUAUAUGGUCACUGUUGGGUGUCCAUAGCCAGAGAGCUGAGCCGCUCGCUGGCUGCUGCAUGUCCAGUUCGAGCCGUGAGCCGCUCGCGAGCCGUUACUGGCUGUUACCGUGGCUGCCGGUUGCUCCCCGUUCCCUUGUGGUGGACAAAAUUUACUGAUUGGCGGGCCGCCGCUUGUCUGGAGCUGUGCUGGCUACACGGGGUCCCAAACAAGCUGUGGGCCUCCGGUGGUGGGAACUGGUGUCUUCGGGUGGUGGGAACCCCUUCCUGUGUGGCGUGCUGCUCAUCCCCUGAGCAGACAAGAGAAUCAUCACUGGCCAAAACAUUUUAUCACAGACUAAAGAACUACAGACUCUUCACAACCUGCUCAAACUCUUGGUACAGGACCUCACCACACGGGUCAAGAAGGUUUCCAUCUCAUUUCUACUCUGAAGAUCACCUUCUCCUGCUCAAACUGCUGACAAAUGUUUCUGCUGCUCUAAAGUCUGGUCUCCAGAACUUCCUAAAAACUCUCAAAGUCUCUUCUGCUGCAGGUUGCUUUGUAGAACUGUUCCAGAAAACCUCACUAAACCACAUGGAGGGGCCUCAAGAUAGUCGUCUAAAUGAAACCAUACAAAAACCAAACUAGCACAACCCAAACGCUAAAGUCUCCUGCAGCCUACCAGAGAACCUCUGAGAACAGAGAAUCAGGACAGGAACUCUUACCUUCUGGACAACCAAUGCUGUUCACAAGAAUACAGAAUGUGUCUGACCAAAAACCUCUGAAGACUCACUACAGCCAAGAUAAAGACACAACUCAGCUGCACCAAAUCCACUAAUCACUGCUCACAGUUGUACCAUGUGCUAACUGUGGCUGAAGAACCACAUUUAUCAAGACAACUAUCCAGUACAAAGCCCUAAAACACACCAAGAAACACAUUAAAGACGAUUUUACUGCUGGAAGCUGCAAGCCAACGCCUAAAGAACAAACUGAAGCAACGGAACCAAACCCAGGUCACUGGUGAAGAGAAACAGAGGAAAUGUUUGUCUGCAGCUAAACAAAGCAGGAAGACACUGAGCUGCUCAGGUGUUCCUGAUAACACCAAGCAGCCACCUGGACAGCCAAUAGGAACACAGCUUCCUGGAAGUCCAGAGGGCUGGCUUAGUGAAGGAAAUUUAGUUUAAAGUUGAAGCAGAAAGUUAACAAAGAAAGUUGAAAACCACCUUCUGAUCCCUGAAAUCUCUGAGUUUUCACACAAAGAACACCUGAACAUGUCAAACUGGUUCCAUAGUAGAACCCUCAUUGUAAAAACAUCAUAGUAUGGUGUGUUGCUCAAAAAACAUUAGGACCCGGCUGUCAGGGGACAAACAUGUAAGAAGCAUGAGAACAGAGAGAACCCAACCAGUAGGUCACAGUUUAUCAUCAUCUAAUCAUCUCCUGAAGUCCAUAUGGUGAGAGACAUCAGUAUCUGGUUGUUCAUUUACCAGAGGAUGCUUAUAAUCAUGCUGAUGUGGUCUGUACUCUACAGUAUUUUAGUGACUCAAUAAAUGCCUAAGUUGUUUUUUUAAAAUGCUUUUUAGUUUUUAAUAAACAUUUAACAGCCUAUAUGUGAUCAAUAAAUGGCCUUUGCCUAUCUUAAGAAAAAUUCACUCAGAACUCAGAUAUGUUAACAGUACUAAAUAAAUCAAUAAAUACAUGCAUACACACAUAAAUAAGUUAAUACAUUAACUGUGUUAAGAUAAGAUUUAGAUUUUUAAAAAAGUUGUUUAUAUUUUUACAGAAUCCAGUAUUGUUCACUGGUUGGUCAUUACAUUUUGUUAGUUUGAUUUCACUGUUUAAAAUGAUGCCACCUCUUUUCAGACAGAACCUGUGAUAAUAAAACAAUACAAAAUUUUUAGUUCCGUGUUAAUAAAGCACUUAAAGCUUUAA
Molecule: messenger RNA, 2229 nt
Organism: Amphiprion ocellaris (clown anemonefish)
Lineage: Eukaryota; Metazoa; Chordata; Actinopteri; Pomacentridae
Exons: 6
Coding region: 1-948 (315 amino acids)
Source: RefSeq, a predicted model, not a curated record